AAUAUGGAGGAAAGUGUUGAUUACAGUGAUAUAAAAGACACUGAGGAUGACAGUGAAAAAAAUAAUGUGAAUAAAGACGAAAAAGAGGAAGAAGUUAAUUCAAAAGUGGAUGAAAAGUUAGCAAGUGAGGAUGUUGAGGAUAACUCUGGUAUUCUAAAAGAUGAAGAGGAGGAAAAAACAGAUGAAAGUGGUGAUAAAGAAACGGAAAAAUGUGAUUCCGAUGUGACGGAAAGAAAAGAAAUUGGUGCUAAUGACAACAGUGAAAAAUGCUUCAGAGAUAGUGACAACAAAUGGUGAUGAAUCAGAAAAAAGUGAGAAAUCUGGAGAAAAUGUAAAUCUAGCCUCCAAGGACGAGAAAAAACCAAACGAAAAUGGUGGAACUUUGUCCAACAGCUUACCACAUCGAUCGCGUAAACGUCCUUCACAACCCACUGAAAUGAAAGUGAAUGGAGUCUGUGAGGGUAAAAUGGAUGAUGACGCAUCUACAGGGAAGUCUGAAGACAGUGAAAAGGAAAACCGUCGUUUAGAUAUUGACAUUCCGAUGGAUCUCAGUACCAAGUCAAACUCCACAACAAAUGGUAAUGAUAUCAUUAUGCUUUCAGAUUCAGAAUCUGAAGAGGAACCUUUGAUGAACGGAGAUUUUCAUGAACUUACUUCGAGCGAAAUCCUUAAGAGACGUAAACUCAUAAAGCAUUUUGAAUCAGAGUUACGUAAUGAGGAAGCCAAAUUAGUGCUAUUGAAAAAAUUGAAGCAGAGUCAGUUGUCACAUCAGUUGCAGGAGCACACAAGUGUUAACAACAAACAGCCCGCCAUGAAGCAGUCUUCAUCUCAACCCCCACCUUUAGUGCGCGGAAGUCAGCAGCAGCAACAACAGCAGCAGCCCCAGGCUCGACCUGCACAUAGCCAGCCUCCACAACUCAUGAGGGGUAAUCAGAUUCCCCAGUCCGGUAGGACACACCAGCAGGGACCCCCUCCUUUGGUGAAUAUGGGUGGUGGACAGCGCAUCGACAAUCGCCGGAUACCACACAUGGGAUAUCAAAGCGGCCUUGUGCCAGGACAGUCGCACCAGUCUCAUGGAAGUCACGGGAGCAUCAUGUCAAACUACCGACAGAGUCAGAGUUCUCAGGCAGCACAAGCUGCCCAGGCGGCUGCUCAGGCAGCUCGCGAGGCCAGGGAAGUAGACAAUCAGACUCCCGCCCAACGUCAGGCUGCAGCCAAAAUGGCUUUGAGGAAACAGUUGGAGAAAACUCUCCUACAGAUUCCUCCACCCAAACCUCCACCACCAGAAAUGAAUUUCAUUCCAAGUCUGGGUAGCCCUGACUUUAUAUCACUGCUUGGAUUGGAAGAAGCUGUCAAUUACAUCAUUGAUGCUGCACUUAUAUCGAAGGGACAGAAAAAUCCUGAUGAGAAGAUGGUUUGUAAUCCAUUCACAUGUAUUCAGUGUAACACAGACUUUACACCUGUGUGGAAGCGUGAGAAAGCAGGGUCCAAGAAUGUGAUUUGUGAGAACUGUGUAACGACCAAUCAAAAGAAGGUUAAACAGGAGCACACAAAUCGCCUGAAGAGUGCAUUCGUAAAGGCUCUUCAGCAGGAGCAGGAGAUUGAAAGGAUGCAGUCCCAAACAACAUCCUCCUCCUCCAACAAUGGAAAUGCUUCCUCUAAUUCCUCAUCGUCAUCCUCGUCCCUGCAGCAGCAACAACAGACACAGCAGCAAAGCCAUACAACGGCCAAUUCCUCGAGCAGUAGUGGCAACAGCUCACUGUCCUCAGGGCCACCCCCGUCCUCCCUCCCCUCAUCAGUGUACAAAGCAACGUCCGAGACAAUCCGCCAGCAUCAGAACUUCAUACAGGCACAUCAGGCGGCAGCAGCCCAUCAAACAGCUCUGAGGAUGGGCCAGCCCCUAGGUAUGGCUCCUUUUGCUGCUGCAGCUGCUGCAGCACGAGGGGGCUUCCCAUAUCAAAUUCCAUAUGGGGCCAAGCCAUCAGAUUUACAACUCCAACGACAAUAUCUCCUAGACAUGAUUCCUAACAAGGGAGCCAUGUCGUGGCGACCAUGAUUUAUGUAAAUUUGUAGUGUGGAGAUUUAUCACUUGCGAUUUCUUGUCUCUAAUUGUUCAGCUGCUUAUUUUAUAACUCAUUUCAUCAUUAAUUAUAAUUGAAACAUUUUGAAUGGGUUUCAUUACCGUAAGAAUUAGAUCAUGUGUAAAAGGUAGAUUAAAAAUAUAGAUUUAUUCUGUGGUGGCACUUUUUAUGGUAAGGUGUUCGAACAUCUGUGUUUUGUCACAUCUUUGAGCGAUCUAAUUCCAUUUACAACCUGGGGUGACCUACAUGUCCAUUAUUAGAUCUGAUUGUGAACAGAAAUGUAUGAUUAAAGGUUCUGUUAGAAUUUGUACAACAACUGCAGAUGUUUAACAGUAAGAAUAUAAUAUAAGUGUCUUUUAAAACAAGCAUAAUAUUGGAUAUAAACGAAGAAAAAAUGCCUCCUUUGUUCUAAAUGUGUUGUAGUAUUAUCAUAUGUAUAGAUGUUUAUCUACAGAUUUUCUCAACCCUUUGAUAAACUAAUAGUACAAUGCAUGUGUAGCUCUAAGAUAAAGACCUUUUAAAUGUAUCAUGUUUUUAAGCUCUAUCUUGAAUCCUUGACUUUCCAGAAGAUUUUGUUGUCAAUAGAUUUUUUCAGUGCUGUGAAAUGACCAUAGUUAAACUCAAAACAACGAAAUAUUUUUCAUUUUCAUCUUGUGCAUUGCAAAGUUUAUUAUUUUCAUACAUAUAAUGUAUGCAUACAUUUAUUAGUAAUUGCAGAUUGCAUCUUUCUUGCUUAGUUUUGUAAUUGAGGUCAACUUUUGUUUUUGAAAUAGAAACCUGAACACUAGUCUUGUGUAUAGUCAGAUUGAGGUUCAAAUUUGGAAGUUUUUUUUGUGUUAAUUGAUGGAUUACAGAUCUAUGUAUCUGUCAUAUACACCACUCAUCAACUGCUCAGAUUUCCACAGGUAACGGAUAAAUUUGUACUGCCGUCAUUAGAGUAAAAUCGUCAUUUGUUUGUUUGUUGUUAUCAUGUUAGAGGGAAAAAAUUGUAUCCUGUUUUAAGAUUAAUUUUCAUUCAUUUAUUCUGCUGAAUUUGUUUGAUCAAUCUCUUCAUUUCAAAUUAUUGUUGGAAAAGUCUUGAAUAAAUCAUACAGAUGUAUAUGAUUGAAAGCUUGAGGUUAAUUUUCCCUUUUUUUGAUGUGUACAAAUAUGUACAUUGAAUUGAAACAUUUUCUAGAAAAGUGGAAUAAAAAAAAAUGAGCAGGAAAACAUGUACCUCAUCCAAUCACUGAUGGUUAUAUAUAUAGACAGCAGGGACUAUUGUGUAAAUAUUGAUCAAUGCUCCUAUUGUGUGAAGUUAUUUAACCUUCAACCCAAAGGAACAACAUCCCCCUGUCAAAGGAGAGCUGGUCUCGACUUCUGAUACAUCAAUGAACCAUGUUGUCAAGAUCUUUGCAAUAUUUCAUCAUGUUUAAUUAAUUUAUAUUUAAUGUGAUGAUGUCUUAUAUGCCAAAAGUAACCUCAGAUACACAGUAAAAUGAGAUUUGUCACGUGAAGUGUAUGUUGGAUGGACAAUUGUACAUAGAACUUGUUAAGAUAUUUCACACAGCAGUUUAAAGUCUGUAUACAGUGGUUUAUGGUGACCUCAGACCGCACAGUACCUAGUGUUCUAGUAACGUUUGUACUGACCGUGUAUACCUAACGUAGAUCUAGAGCUCUGUAUGUUGAGGCCAACAAAAAAGGUUUUCUGUAGGAAACCACAGCUUUCAGAUUUUGUAUUUUUUUUCUUGUGUGGCACAAAUAUUCUGACUUGUAUUGUGCUUUUUCAAAUCAAUACUUUGAAUAUGAGACUUGCAGGGAAGGUGUCAGAAGAGUGGGUAGGAUUACGAGAAUCAAAUUUUAGGCCUCGCAUAUUGUUACUGGACAAGACACUGUUAUAGGAUAUCAAUAGUGCUACCGACAUCUGUCUUGUUUACGCAUCUUCUUUUUCAACUGUAUAUAUAGCAAAGGUCCCAGCACAAACACUGGUUUUUGAGUCAUUGUACCAGAAUUUUAAGUUUGGUUGAUAUUUUUGACUAGUGGUGCGUUUUUCACAUUUUUUAGCAAUACAGAGCAAGUGCAGAUAGAGAACUUUUAACAGAAAUUAUAUCUGGGUAUGUAGUGCACACCAAAAAGAUUUUAUACUUUGAUAAUGUUAGGUCUUAUUUUUGUGAUUACUGUAUGUUCAUGGAUUUUCACAAGUUAAUCUUGCAUUUAAAGAAAAAAAAUGUUAUAGGCCUAGUAAAACAAAAAGUGUUUAAUUUAAAGUAAGUAGAAAAGAUUAAAAAAAUCAACUUGAACUGGAAUGGAAUUGGUAUGAAAGAUUUAUUUUUCUGAAAAGAAAAUUGAAUGUUGACAAAAUCGUUCAAUUCUAGUCUAUAACUAUUGCCUAGUUGUACAAAUUUACGUGUAAAAAGUUUCUGGUAUAUUUCUUGAUCUACUGUGAAACCCAAGUUAUUUCAGUUGUUUAGGACUUGCUAUUUUCAUAUAAUGCUGCUAGUCAACUCAAGGGAAGUAACCCACCUAUUUUGGAGAGUGGUGUAUGCCAAAUGGAAAAUUAUCAAAUGUUAAAAAUUGUAAAACUGAUCGGGAAUAAAACUUGUUAUUUAAUUUCUGUCUAUGUUAUGGAUAUAGAAAAAUGUUUCAAUAAUGUUAUUAGGUUGUAUGGAAAUCAAAACUAGUAUUUAUUAUUACCGUAGACUGUUGGGUGUAUUUUGUAUGAUAAGCAAUACUGUUGAGGACAGCUGUUGGUUCAGCUGAGUGGAGGAAGCAGCUUUUACAAUAUCCGCCUAUAUAGCCAUUCAUGACAUCACUUGGUCCUCUUCUGGAGUUUGUUGUUGUGUUCAAGACACAAGUGUCACAUAUUUGUACCAAACUGUAUAGAAAUUGUUAUUUAAUGACAAACAUUGUAAAGUAAAUGUUUGAAAAUCAG
Messenger RNA from Pecten maximus, 4992 nucleotides. RefSeq names its product transcriptional repressor p66-alpha-like. The record is from RefSeq and is a predicted model, not a curated record. Lineage: Eukaryota; Metazoa; Mollusca; Bivalvia; Pectinida; Pectinidae. Gene Ontology annotation, cellular component: NuRD complex. Gene Ontology annotation, biological process: negative regulation of transcription by RNA polymerase II.